CCGAGAAGAGCGGCUGGAGAAGGCUGUGCGCUCCUCAUCGCCCGCCGAGGAUGCUGGAGGCGCACUCGGGCAGCCAGGGCUCCCGCGCACCUCCCUCUCCUCUGCACCCGCUGUCACGAUGCGCGCCCGCGAGGGAGCCUCGCCAACCUCCAGGUGAAUUGAAAGUCGUCUCCCCGGGAGGACGGAGAGGGUGCUGCAGUCCUGGCAUGCACUAAAACUGCGAGUCGGACAGAAACAGCCCAGCCAAGGAGUGGGGCACGCGGCGCCCAGCACAGCAUCUCCGGGCUGCUGAAGGUGGUUGAGGCUCAAGCUUGCAGCCAGAACUCUGCUCUGGACCCGGACUCUGGGCACGCUUGCCACCGAGAGACCAGUUUUCCCCUCUUGCGCAUUUCGCAGCCGCCGAUGGCGUGGGGAAUGCGAGCACGGUGGUGACUCCUGGUCUUCCAGAAACAGCUGCCGGUGGGAGAGUGAGCAGAGGCACGGGGGCGGUAGCCUCGGCCCGAAGAUUCCUCCCUUGGGCCCUGGGCUUAACAUCUUCCAUCCAUGAGCAAAACUCUUCCUACAGCAAGAGAUACUGACUAUGGGAUGGAAAUGUUGGGAUCCUAAGUUUGUAGCCGACUAUACUGUAUCCCAGAGACAAAGGUGGGACCACAGCCCAGAGCUCCUGAAAGUCGCCCUCAAAAGCAUUUCUGUCGACUCCUCCCCUUCCCUGUUUUCUCCUUAGACAAAAAGCCCCAAGCUAUCCCACAGUCCUCAACCUCCCAAUCUGGGGGAUCCGCUCGAGCAUUUGUCGGAGACAUCUGGUGACUCUUUGGAAGCCAUGUCCGAGGGGGAAGUACCAAGUCCUUUCGCUAGAGGAAGUCGGACUCGAGCGAGCCUUCCCGUGGUGAGGUCAACCAACCAAACGAAAGAAAGAUCCCUGGGUGUUCUCUACCUCCAGUACGGAGAUGAAACCAAACAGCUGCAGAUGCCGAAUGAAAUCACAAGUGCAGACACGAUCCGUGCUCUCUUUGUAAGUGCCUUUCCACAGCAGCUCACCAUGAAAAUGCUGGAGUCGCCUAGUGUUGCCAUCUACAUCAAAGACGAAAGCAGAAAUGUCUAUUAUGAGUUAAAUGAUGUGAGGAAUAUCCAAGACAGAUCCCUUCUCAAAGUAUACAACAAGGAUCCUUCACAUGCCUUUAACCACAUGGCCAAAGCUGUGAACGGAGACAUGAGGAUGCAGAGAGAAAUUAUUUAUGCAAGAGGAGAUGGCCUUGUAGCCCCCAGACCGGGAUCCACGGCUCACCCACCCCAUGCAAUUCCAAACUCGCCACCAUCCACUCCAGUGCCCCAUUCCUUGCCUCCCUCCCCAUCCAGAAUUCCUUACGGGGGCAGCCGACCCAUGGCUAUUCCUGGCAAUGCCACCAUCCCCAGGGACAGAUUGUCUAGCCUGCCAGUCUCCAGAUCCAUCUCCCCAAGCCCGAGCGCCAUUUUGGAAAGAAGAGAUGUCAAGCCUGACGAAGACAUGAGCAGCAAAAACCUAGUUAUGUUCAGAAAUGAGGGUUUCUAUGCCGACCCUUACCUCUAUCACGAGGGACGCAUGAGCAUAGCCUCGUCCCAUGGUGGCCACCCAUUGGAUGUCCCAGAUCAUGUCAUCGCGUAUCACCGCACUGCGAUCCGGUCAGCAAGUGCUUACUGUAACCCUUCCCUGCAAGCAGAAAUGCAUAUGGAGCAAUCGUUGUACAGACAGAAGCCAAGGAAAUACCCCGACAGCCAUUUGCCUACCUUGGGCUCCAAAACGCCCCCAGCCUCUCCGCACCGGGUGGGCGACCUGAGAAUGAUAGACAUGCACCCUCAUCUUAACGCACACGGGCCCCCUCACACCCUGCAGCCAGACCGGGCCUCACCCAGUCGCCAGUCCUUCAAAAAGGAGCCCGGCACCCUGGUGUACAUCGAAAAGCCACGGAACACUCCAGGAUUAUCCAGCCUGGUAGACCUGGGGCCUCCUCUAGUUGAGAAACAAGUUUUCGCUUACAGCACUGCUACGAUCCCCAAAGACAGAGAAACCAGAGAGAGGAUGCAAGCCAUGGAGAAGCAGAUUGCCAGUCUCACUGGCCUUGUUCAGUCUGCGCUUUUUAAAGGGCCCAUUACAAGUAGUAGCAAAGAGGCGUCUAGUGAGAAAAUGAUGAAAGCCACAGCCAACAGGAACCAAACAGAUGGUGCAGGAACGGUCCAUGUUUCUGCUGGGAAGAGUCUGGGCACUUUGGAAUCCCCACUGCCCCCCAGCCAACCCCUGCCUGCCGGCGCGACCUCAUCCAUCCACAUGAGCCUGCUUGACAUGAGGCGGAACGUGGCGGAACUCAGGCUCCAGCUCCAGCAAAUGAGGCAGCUCCAGCUGCAGAACCAGGAGAUUCUGAGGGCGAUGAUGAAGAAGGCUGAGCUGGAAAUCAGUAGCAAAGUCAAGGAGACAAUGAAGAGACUGGAGGAUCCGGUACAGCGGCAGCGCACCCUGGUGGAGCAAGAGAGGCAGAAGUACCUUCAUGAAGAGGAGAGGAUUGGCAAGAAGUUACGUGAGCUGGAGGACUUUGUUGAGGACUUGAAGAAGGACUCUUCAUCCGCUGGCCGAGUGGUGACUCUGAAAGACGUGGAGGAUGGAGCGUUCCUCCUGCGACAAGUGGGAGAAGCUGUGGCCACUCUCAAAGGAGAGUUUCCAACCUUGCAAAAUAAGAUGCGUGCUGUCCUGCGCAUAGAAGUCAAGGCAGUAAGGUUCCUGAAGGAAGAACCACACAAGCUGGACAGCCUCCUGAAGCGAGUGAGGAGCAUGACGGAUGUCCUGACGAUGUUGCGGAGGCAUGUCACUGAUGGGUUCCUGAAAGGCACAGAUGCAGCCCAAGCUGCCCAGUAUGUCGCCAUGGAGAAAGCCACAGCUGCAGAAGUCCUGAAGCAUCAGGAGGAGACAGUCCAUGUGCCUGGGCAGCCCCUCCACAGCAGCCCGGGAGGUCCUGGUGAUGUGAAGUCAGAAGUGGUACCGCUGUCCACCAUGACGGUUCACCAUGUACAGAGCUCCCCUGUGGUCAUGCAGCCCUCUCAACACUCCUCAGCCUUGCUGAACCCAGCCCAGAACUUGCCCGGAGGGACUGGUUCCCAUGCAGCCAGCCCCACAGCAGCCACACAGGAAAUAACCUCUGCACCGCAGUCGGCUCCAGCCCCCCAGUCCCCUCAAACCCCGAUGAACGGUUCCUCCAUGCAGAGUUUGUUCAUUGAGGAAAUCCACAGUGUGAGUGCCAAGAACAGGGCAGUGUCCAUUGAGAAAGCAGAAAGGAAAUGGGAAGAAAAAAGGCAAAAUCUGGAACACUAUAACGGGAAAGAGUUUGAGAAGCUGCUGGAAGAAGCUCAGGCCAACAUCAUGAAGUCAAUCCCAAACCUGGAGAUGCCGCCAGCUUCCGGCCCGGUGCCGAAAGCCGAAGUCUCGGUGGAUAAGCUGGAGCUGUCAGAAGAUUCUCCAAAUUCAGAGCAGGAGUUGGACAAGCUAGGGGGAAAGUCACCCCCUCCUCCACCCCCACCCCCUCGGAGAAGCUACCUUCCUGGGUCAGGACUCACCACCACAAGGUCUGGCGAUGUGGUCUACACCGGCAGAAAGGAGAGCAUGUCUAAGGUGAGCAGUGAAGACCCUGGGCCAACCCCACAGGCUAGAGCCACAAAAUGUCCCACAGAGGAGCCAGCCUCAGCCUGGGCCCCAUCCCCACCACCAGUCCCUCCCUCUUCCUCCAAGGAUGAGGAGGAAGAAGAAGAAGGAGACAAAAUCAUGGCAGAACUCCAGGCAUUCCAGAAGUGUUCCUUUAUGGAUGUAAAUCCAAACAGUCAUGCUGAGCAGUCCCGAGCUGACAGCCACCUUAAAGACACUAGGCCAGGCGCCACAGUCCCACCCAAGGAGAAGAAGGGCAGUUUUGGAGGUUGGAGGACAAAACAGUCCCAGAAUUUGGAAUUUUUCCAUGAAGAUGUACGAAAAUCUGGUGUUGAAUGUGAAAAUGGCCCCCAAGUGGAAUCUCAAAAGGUUACUGCAGGGGCUCUGAGACCUAGUGGCCCUCCCAAGUGGGAAAGAACAGUGGUGACUAGUGUUCCUGACACAUCACGAACACCUGAAUGUAGAGGUGACACCUUCAUUGAGGACACUUCCACACCCAAUAAGAAUCUAUUCAGAGAUAGUAGAAAUUAUUCCCAGAAAAAUGUGCCUAAGGUCAAUUUUCAUUCUACUGGCAUGAAUUCAUUGGAAGGUGAACUCAACCAAGGACCUAAGGUCUCAGGACUACAGUGUGUUAUUCCUGACACCGACAAUCAGAAGUUGAAUCAUGGAAAGACAAGAGAGGCAGGCCGACAAGGACAGGAAAAUACAGAUAAGAGUCACAUUCCUCUCCCAUCUAGAUCAGCAGAAUUAAGUAUUCAUGAGACCAAAACACAAGAUCACGAUGUUCUCGUGACAGACCUUGGCCAAGUUGUCCUAAGAUCCAAGGUGGGUAGGCAUGCUAACAUGAACACUAUCGAGGAUGGGGAGUCAACUCCAAGUUCUCCCAGUGAGGAGCACACAGCCACUGAUAACAUCGCCUUCAUGAUCACCAAAAACGCUGUGCAGGUUCUGUCCAGUGGGGAGGUCCAUGACAUUGUGAGCCAAAAGGGACAAGAUGUACAGACAGUCAAUAUUGAUGCGAGGAAAGAGACAACCUCUCAGCAAGAAGGGACUGAAGCUGAAGAACCAGUCGUGUGUCUAGACAAGAAGCCAGUUAUCAUCAUUUUUGAUGAACCCAUGGACAUCCGAUCUGCGUAUAAGAGACUUUCAACCAUCUUUGAGGAAUGUGAUGAGGAACUGGAGAGGAUGAUGACAGAGGAAAAGAUCGAGGAGGAGGAAGAGGAGGAAGAUGGAGACGCUGGAGUCCAGCCUUCUUCCCAAACGCAGGUUGACUCGGGAAGUGGUGGGCGGGGACAAACGGCAGAGACACAAUCACGACCCCGCUCCCUUACAGCAGAGAGUCAAACCCCAGGAGAGCAGGAAGUUCAUAAAGCCGAGCAGAGAAAGUUUAGCUCCGAAGAUUCUCCAGACUCGGGAAAUAAGUGUGACGUGGCCGAUGACCAGUUUGAAAGCCCCAAGAAAAAGUUCAAGUUCAAAUUCCCUAAAAAGCAGCUUGCUGCUCUUACUCAGGCAAUCCUCACAGGCACAAAAACGGGAAAGAAAACCCUUCAGGUGGUGGUCUACGAGGAAGAGGAAGAGGAUGGUACUUUGAAACAGCACAAAGAGGCCAAGCGGUUUGAAAUCACCAGGUCACAGCCUGAAGAUGCCCUGAAAACCAUGGCUAGGAGACAAGAACAGCCUAGUCUCGAAGGCACAUCUCCGACUUCAAGGACGGAUGAAAUUAGGAAAAAUACUUACAAAACGCUGGACAGCCUGGAGCAGACCAUAAGGCAACUUGAAAAUACAAUCAGUGAAAUGAGCCCCAGGGCCCUAGUUGAUACCCCGUGUUCUUCCAACAGAGAUUGUGGUGCAGGCUCGCCCCACAUGUCCCAAGAGGUCUCUCCCCGGUCCUUGCUAGUUCUGGAUGAAGUGCCCCCUGCCCCAGAGCCCCCCACGUCCAUAUCUUCAGCUUCACGUAAGGGCUCCAGCACCACCCCACAGACAAGUCGGAUGCCAGUCCCCAUGAGUUCUAAGAACAGACCUGGAAGCCUGGAUAAGCCCAGCAAACAAUCCAAACUGCAGGACCCCCGCCAAUACCGUCAGGCUAAUGGAAGUGCUAAGAAAGCUGGUGGGGAUUGUAAGCCUCCUUCCCCCUCCUUACCUGCUUCUAAGAUUCCAGCCCUUUCUCCCAGCUCGGGGAAAAGCACUUCUCUGCCCUCUGCUAGUGGUGACAUCGCUAACCUCCCCAGUGCACCUGCUACUAAACCAUCGAUUGCUUCUACCCCUCUCAGCCCCCAAGCAGGACGGUCCACUCACUCCGCCUCCCUCAUCCCUUCUGUCUCUAAUGGCUCCUUAAAGUUUCAGAGCCCGCCUCAUGCAGGUAAAGGCCAUCACCUUUCAUUUGCACUGCAGACUCAAAAUGGCCGAGCUGCCCCUACUUCCUCCUCCUCCUCCUCCCCUCCCUCCCCUGCCUCCCCCACCUCCCUGAAUCAAGGUGCCAGGGGCGUCAGGACCAUCCACACUCCUAGCCUCACCAGCUACAAAGCACAGAACGGAGGUUCAAGCAAAGCCACCCCAUCCACAGCAAAGGAAACUUCUUAAAGGCCAGAUCCUAUUAGGCACAAGAUGGAAUUGCAUUCUUGUUUUUAAUUUUUAGCAGUCUGGAACAACUGUUUUCACAAGAGAAUGUACCGUAUUGUUGUGCUGUUCAAGGCUUCAUGCAAAGUAUGUGCUAAAUACUGAGUUCAUAGAUUGCAGUAAAGCUUGUUUUUUCUACUCUGUCGCUAUUGUACUUACAUAGUGUUUACUGUCUAGACUCAAUACCUAUUAAAUGAAGAAAGCAUGUGCUAUUAAAAAGAGAGAGAGAGUGAAGAGAUGUGUGAGACAAGCUGUACUACGCAUGUAAAACAUGUAUGAUUCCAGAAUUUUAGUAUGUUUUGUAUAAAAAUAUUUUUCAUUAUGGAGACUAGAGGUGAACAGAGAGAUACACAAGUGUGACUAUAUAAAUUGUAAAGCAUAUAUUAUGAUAUUUUCUUUUAUUUUAGUGUUAUUUAGCUUUAUUACAGAUUUCUAUUUUUGUCGAAACUUCAUGGUUCCUUUCAAGAUCUUUUUUGCCAAAACAUUUUUGAUACUACAGCAUUGUACAUUUGAAAGUAGCAUGCCAGACCCUAAGCCAGUGAGCUCCCACACAGCCCGUAGGAAGAAAGUCAGCAAACUCUUGCACUGCUCCAAAGUAUGUAUGAUAAUUUGCUAGCUCAAGCAAGUCUGUUUUCUUUUUCUUUGCUUUCUUUUUAUUUUCUUCUUCCUUUUUUCUUAAAAAAAAGAAAGAAAGAAAGAAAGAAAGAAAGAAAGAAAGAAAGAAAGAAAGAAAGAAAGAAAGAAAGAAUGAAUGAAUUAAUGUUCUGUAGCAAUUUUUGUUGCGGUGUCUAACCCCUUUUUACGUUUUCCUAGACCUGGUAACACACACACUGUUGCAUUGUGGAUUUUAAAACAUACACUUCUGUACGGUUCUGUACACUGAGGAACUUUUGUAAAUAUAUAAAUAUAAAUAGACAUCAAAAUACAAUGUGUGAUAGCACAUAGAGUAGUUUCCCCACACCAAAGUUCAUUUUUAUGCAUGCUUUAAGAGUCUCUCUGUCAGGAUGGGCAGAAAUGGGACCACCCAGGCCUUUUUAAAAAGCUCCACGUGUGCACAGCUCGAGUGGUUUUGUAAAUAACUGUAUUUGUAUAACACAGCCAUGUAACAUACAGAACUGUAAGCAGAGACCUUGCAAACUAAAUAAAGGGCUGCAUGCUUAUUAUUUUUUGUACCUUGUCAUUGUAACCAACUGCUUCCUAGUCACAGAGCAUGUAAGUAUCUCCACAGGGUCUCGGCUUUGAGGGCGUUCUGAGUAACAUGUAGCCUCACCCACUUACACGGUGCUGCUCUCUGAAGGCUCGGGGUAGCUAAGGAUGAGUUCCUAAUAAACUAAUUGACAGUGUGGUCGUCUGAACUUAA
Messenger RNA from Peromyscus maniculatus bairdii (prairie deer mouse), 7640 nucleotides. The record is from RefSeq and is a predicted model, not a curated record. NCBI's taxonomy places the organism in Eukaryota, Metazoa, Chordata, Mammalia, Rodentia, Cricetidae.